AUGGCUAUAUCAUGCACUUGCAUUAUUAUUUUGAUGUUAGUGCCACUUGUCUUUGUUGGCAUCACCACCAAUGCUGGAACUCACAAAUUGUCACCCUUGGAUCAAGAAGCCAAUGCUAUGCUUUCAAUUAGUAAAGAGUUGUGGAGUAACCAACAUAAGAAUGUCUCAAACCGUUGCAACUGGCCCGGAGUCAACUGCAACAAAGCUGGAAGUAUAACAUUGCUUUCACCUCCAACUCCAAGUAAUUUCACCCUCGAGUUCAUGACACAACUCUGCUUUUUGAAACUAAACUUUUCAGUGUUUCAAAAUCUAGUCCAUCUAGAUCUCAGUGAAAUGGGGUUAUGUGAGUUCCCUAAACUAAGUGGUCUCAAGAAGCUACAACAUCUCAACCUAUCAUACAACUAUUUAGGAGGUGAGCUUCCUUUUACAUUAUUGGAAAAUCUAACUCAACUUCUUGUGUUGGACAUUUCUAACAAUUAUAUUAUUAGUGGUACAAUUCCACAAGAACUAAUCAAACUGGAGAGACUUGUCACGUUGGACUUGAGUGCCAACGCGUUCAGCGAAGCAGGAGAAUUCAUGUCCACUCUGACAAAGCCAUCUACUCAACAAUUAUUGGUGAAAGAUGUGUUGGAUCCGCGGAUUCCACUUCCGAAAUCUCGGAAAGAUAUGCAAGAUGUUGUGCAUGUUGUAAAGCUAGCAUUAGCAUGCCUCUCCUCUGACCCAAAAUCCAGACCAUCAAUGCAGGAUGUGGCUAAUGAGCUUUCAGCUUCCAAGGCUUCAAUGAAUUCUUCUUUUUUUGAUGUCUCAAUCUACCAAUUGAUGCAUUAG
Molecule: messenger RNA, 828 nt
Organism: Arachis ipaensis
Lineage: Eukaryota; Viridiplantae; Streptophyta; Magnoliopsida; Fabales; Fabaceae
Source: RefSeq, a predicted model, not a curated record